CUUACGUCGUCAACAUCCGUUUUCGUUCUGAUUUGACUGGAUUUCACUUUUUAUUUGUAUUUAGGAAAAGAUUUUCUUCGAUUAUGUCUUGGGGACAACAACCUGGUCAAUAUGGUGGAUAUGGUCAAGCCCAGCAACAACAGUAUGGAGCCCCGACACGAGGACCAGCUCCUGGGUAUGGAGCCCCACCCCAGGGGUCUGCUCCUCCUAGCUAUUCUUCAGCUCCUCCACAACAACAGCAGCAGGUGCCGCCUGGCUAUGGUCAACAGGGGGCACCUCCUCCACAGUAUGGGCAGCAGCAGCUGGGAGGGUAUCAACAACAACCUGGCCAGCCCCCUAUGUAUGGUCAACCUGCGGGAUACGGGGGGAGCGCUCCACCUCCCCCAGCUGUGUAUGGUCCUCCUGCACCUCCAGGAGUUAGUGCAGAACUGUGGCACUGGUUUCAGGCGGUUGACCAGGAUAGGAGUGGAAAGAUCACUGCUGUCGAGCUGAGACAGGCUCUGUUGAAUGGCAACUCCUCGCCCUUUAACCCUGAAACCUGCAGAAUUAUGAUUGGAAUGUUCGACAAAGACAAGAAUGGGACGAUAGACGCUCAGGAGUUUGCUGCUCUGUGGAAAUAUGUACAAGAUUGGAAAGGAUGCUUCGACAGGUUUGACACGGACAGAUCGGGAAACAUUGACGAGCGGGAACUUAGUACUGCCUUCCAGACAUUUGGAUAUCGGCUGUCUCCACAAUUUUGUAACAUUGUCAUCCGGUCAUUUGACAAACGAGGUUCUCGGACAAUAAAUUUUGAUGAUUUUAUUCAAGCCUGUGUGAUGCUUAAAACAUUGACGGAUAAAUUUCGAGUGAAAGAUACGCAACAACGAGGGAUGAUAAACAUUAGUUACGAGGAGUUCCUGGAAAUGGUGUUGGACAAUACAUUAAUGGGUGUGAAAUAGGAAGUAUGAUCUGUGAUCUUUUCAAACCAGCGGUCAACCAUCGGUCAUCUGCUGGUCAGUAAUCAGCUGACCAACUACCUGUAUCAGCAUUGAAUCAAGUAGAAUGGGUGUCGACCAAACAUACAAAGGCACUUUCGGACAUUCUCCAGACAGGAUAAGUAGAGUAAGGGGGGAGGGAGGGGGGGGGGGAUAUUCUGAACAUAUUACGAAAAAAAAUUCCCCAUGGUAGGUCUUGGGUCUUUCAAAACAAAUUUGCCCUCCCUCAUAUAGAUUUGUUAAUUUUGAUAUUUUGUAGCCAGCUUUAAUCUGUCCUCAUAUGAGUAUAAGUAUAAAACGAAGGUGAAGUGAGAACGGUAAAUGUAGUAGAUUGUAAUCUUGUUCAAUAAUACCUGCUUUUAAAGUUCAUAGUAGAUUGUAGUCCUCGAAAAAUGGUGAAUUUACAGGUGCGAAUGAUUUUCUGUGUCAAAUGAGUUAGUAGAGGCAUUAAUCAGUUCUCCUCUUUUCGGAUGAUUUACCAUAAUUUGGUAAACACGAAUCAAUUUAUGUACUAACCUUUGGUUAUCAUGAUAAUCAGUUGUAUUCAAUAUCGUAGAGUGUGUUUAUAUAUCAUAUCAAAUGUAUACCAUAUUUUUUGUACAUUUCGUAAUUGAUUUUGCUUAUUAAUUAAAUGCACUUCAGGGAUUUGUAAUCCCCCACUGUUAACUAUAUUUUUCUUGAACCAUUCCAUGUAUCUGCCAAUAUAUGCCCAAGGGUGGAUUUUUUUUUACACAUGUAGCAUUUUCAGCUGGAUACUGUGUGCACAAAUCACAUGAUUUUAUGGCUAUAAAACAGGGGGUUUCCUUUCGCCUCCAUGCUCAUGAUUACUAACUAGCCGUGUCAAACACAUUGACAGCUAAAUUAUCUCAAACUGGGAUUCAGUGCCAAGUGGUAAUUUUUUUUUUCUUUUGAAGUUUCAUAUUUUUCUAGAAAUAAAUUGCUUUCCUGCUGUUGAUCUAGUAGAUGCUUGGCUUGUUGGUAGAUGAAAAGUAUUUUUUUCUUAACGAGUUCACCUACCUUAAGGAUAAGCCAAUUUAUGCUGUGGUGUGUCGUCUAUCUGUUCACCGUCUCCAGUCUUUCACCUUUUCAUCUUAAAGAUAAUUUUUCUAGAAUGGCUGAAUGGACUUUGGUGAGGAGCAUCUAAAGGCCAAGAGGAAGUGUAUAAAUGAAAUGGUAGGUGUGGCUCUGAAUCUCUUAGAGGUAAAUGUUUGAAACAGAUUUUUUUGUGGACAGAUUUUAACUCAUUCACCCCUAAAGACACAUUUGAACUGUUCCAAUUCAAAGGUUUUCCCCAGAAAAUAUCCUAUGAGGAACUAAGAUAUGAUUAUAACGGUCGACAAAGAUUUGAGGAUAAGGGUAAAUUGUGGAAUAAAUGUAUCGGUAUUUCAUUACUAAAUUUUCCUACUGUUAUUUUAUUGACAUCAGCUUGUGUCAUAUUCAACAUUAUACAAGUAAGUAAAGACCAGGCGACUUAUUCAGGCCCUUUGGACCUCUUGAAACUGCUACAUUAUUUGUUAUUGGACAAAACCGUUGCUGAUGAUUCAAUAUUGAUUUGCUCAGAUAUUUUCGUUCAAAUUGAACAUAUUUGAAAAAAAUCAUUUUAAGCUUGUUAACACCGGUCUUUUUUGUCUUGUGUUUCAUUUAAGAAAUGCUGUGUUGUGACUUUUUUUCAUCAAAUGAUAUAGGUACCGGUACGUGUCUAGAACGAAUGUUUCUUCUUCUGAUGGGACAAAUUCAUAGGCCACAUAUCAUUAUUUUGUUUUUGAAAAAAAAAGGGUUUUCUUAGAAAUUAUCUGGUUUAUUUAGAACAGGUUAAAAAAAUUCAGAUCAGAAAACAUUGUGAAUAAUGGUAUUUAUCUGUAAGACGCAAAUUGUUUUAUUGAGAGUGUUGUAUUACAGGAAAUUUUAUAGAGAUAUUGGAAAUAAAAUUUGUAAAUAAGGACGAACACCAGAUAAAAUUAAAUUGAUCUAUACAUAUGUAUAGAACUGUAAGAAUUAUAUAUAUAUCAUGCUUUUAUGAUACACAUGGAUUAUAAAUCUUGUUUCCUUUUUCCAUCUUCAUUUACACGUACGUAUACACAAAAUGUACAAAAAAUGUUUACGUUCUAGUAUCAAAUAUAUCUUUGGUCAUGUGUAUAUCAUUUUGUAAUA
Molecule: messenger RNA, 3125 nt
Organism: Mizuhopecten yessoensis (Yesso scallop)
Lineage: Eukaryota; Metazoa; Mollusca; Bivalvia; Pectinida; Pectinidae
Product: programmed cell death protein 6-like
Exons: 7
Coding region: 84-938 (284 amino acids)
Molecular function (GO): calcium ion binding
Source: RefSeq, a predicted model, not a curated record